GCAUAUUCUCCAUCCUCUUUUCCUCGUCCUAGGUUUGCAUAUUUUUCAUCCCAGGGCUGGUGCAGCCAACGAUGCGUCGCGCUCUUGAACUUCCCCUAUGUCUUCUUUCUCUGGCACUCCUCGCAGCCGCCCACGAACAUCAUGAUGAACUCACGGAGGAGGACGCCAACGCGCCUAUCGAUGCAAUCCUUUGGAUCCACAUGGCCCUCCAAGCACUCGUAUGGGGCAUACUAUUCCCUGUAGGAAUGGUACUUGGCAUCACACGAAGUCGGUGGCACGUACCUCUACAGAGCACAGGAAUUGCACUCACAAUAGGCGGCAUAUUCCUUGGACACGCUCACAAGGGGCGCCAGUUCCUUCGCUCUGCGCAUGGACCGUUCGCCAAGAUCCUCCUGCUCCCUGUCGCAAUCCAGCUUGCGCUCGGCGUGUACCUCAAACUGCACAUCCACGAGCGUACUAUUCGGCCGUAUGCUGUCAAGGCGCACGGGAUUGUCGGAAAGGCGUAUCCAAUACUGGGGUGGGUGCAGAUGUUGUUUGGGUCGAUAUCGUUCAGGGGCUAUUGUCGGGGCGGACACUUGGGACAGUGUUUGGCGCAUUACAUCAUGGGAAGCGGGUUCAUUGCGUAUGGCACUAUCAUGGCUAUCAUGUUCAUCGUCGGCGAGUCUUGGGUGCGGCGGAGCGGGAGGAGCCCAGAAUGGUGGGAUUCCUGGGUCAUUACUCUGUGGGGGAUUGUCAACACGUUCACCGAGCAUCACGGGGGCGCUUGGUCGGUCAAGGACAUGCAGCAUACUAUCCUCGGUGUUCUUUGGUGGACAGGAGGAAUGUUAGGCAUUUUCUUGUCGCGGAACAACCAGCGUUCCGUGAUCCCUAGUAUUAUCAUUAUCCUCACAGGAUGGGCUAUGGCAGGACACGCACAGGCGCUUAUGAUCUCGACGAUGGUCCACGCGACGUUUGGCUACACACUCUCAGCUGCCGGGCUUUCACGCAUCGUUGAAGUGUGCUUCCUCUCCUCGGCGAGGUACGAUGUCCCACCGGUGCAGGGUGAUAACAACAGCGAACACACGCUCGCGCCGGGAGAUUCGUCAGCAUCGCAGGAAGCUGGGAGAGUCAACGCUGAGAAAGCGUUCAGGCAUUUGCCACCUUUCCUAUUGGUUGCUUCUGGAAUCCUGUUCAUGUCAGCGACGGAUGAAGAGCUUGGAUUUGCCAACGAUGAAGGCAUGGACCAUGUUACGUACAUCCUUAUCAUGUUCAGCAUCACAUUCCUCCUGUAUACCCUUGUACUAGCGCUCAUUCACCUCUUCACCAUCUCGGGCCGAAAUGCGUCCUCGAAUUCGCAAACCGCUCUGGCAGGUGACAACGCCAUUGAACUCACCUCGCCCCGCGGAGCUGCGCCCAAGUGGUACGCUGCUGUGCCGGGCGAAGCGGAGGAGACACAUGUGCUCGGUGAAGACGAAGAUUAGUGUCAAUGCCUCUUCUAUGACAUCGAUGACGGUGGGGUUAGGCAUUUGGUGACGUCCACGUGUAAACGACGAGGCGUGUAUGCUGUAGUGCCUAUGGGCGCUUGUUAUCCGUUUGUUUCUCUUUUAGACCUUGUGGUACCUCCUCUCUUACUCUUAGCUUCUGUGUAUACCUGUAACCUCUUUGUAGAUCGAGACGGUGGCUAACGACAUAAUAUGUACCACUUGAAUCAACCUCGGGCGCGACGUCCGAAGGAAAUUACAGACACCACCAAGCCAAUAUCUAGAUCUCUUGUCCCUCUCAUUAACGUCACAAAGCUGUGCAUAUCGAUGAACCG
Molecule: messenger RNA, 1795 nt
Organism: Coniophora puteana RWD-64-598 SS2
Lineage: Eukaryota; Fungi; Basidiomycota; Agaricomycetes; Boletales; Coniophoraceae
Exons: 13
Coding region: 72-1460 (462 amino acids)
Source: RefSeq, a predicted model, not a curated record